Drosophila pseudoobscura is the source of this 1749-nucleotide messenger RNA. It is a transcript of the gene spz6, whose product is annotated as Spaetzle domain-containing protein 6. NCBI's taxonomy places the organism in Eukaryota, Metazoa, Arthropoda, Insecta, Diptera, Drosophilidae. The coding region runs from base 204 to 1502 and encodes 432 amino acids. Gene Ontology annotation, molecular function: growth factor activity; Toll binding. Gene Ontology annotation, cellular component: extracellular region. The record is from RefSeq and is a predicted model, not a curated record. Gene Ontology annotation, biological process: innate immune response; central nervous system formation. The transcript has 4 exons.
CUGGCUGCCACACUCUUGGCUCAGUUUCAGUUCAGUUGCUGCACUUGACGCGUCUUGUUCUGUUCUGUGUUCGCGCUGCGGAUCAAAGAAAACCGAGACCCGACUCUCAAGAAGGCCAAGACCGAGACCGAGACCGAGAAACCAUUAUUGUGUGCGUGUCGGAAAGAAGUUGAUCGCCAGAAGAAAAGAUUGUCCCAUUGAGCAUGGAUUAUCGUUUACUGUUGAAAAUUCUCAGCUUUCUGCUGCUGGCCCACUUGGGUCUUGGCCAGUCGCAGCAAUCGCCCGCAACGGACUACGGUGAGGAGCAGCCGCCCGAAGGCUACUACGCCUUUGUGGAGUCCCCGAACGCCGUGCCACCAAGGGUCAGGCCGCCACCGUAUACCUUCGUGAAUGCGGACUGUAAGGAUGUGGCGGCGGGCAAGAAGUCGGCCGUCUCCGUGCACAACAUCUGCGGCGAUCUGAACAAGGGACAGAUACCCAAGAAUCCUCUCGGACAAAACGUGCUUGGCGAGCCCUAUCCCUUCGAGCUAAUACGCAACCAGACGCUGAAGUUCCUCUCGAAGACUCUGCCCGUGCUGAAGGCCGACGACACCUUGCCCAAGGUCACCCAGAUCAUACGCGACGAGCCCGUGGAGCAGCUGGACAACAACAACAUCGACAGGCCCUAUCCCGGCUCCGGAUCCACACGCAUUCGUCGCAGCGUCCCCGAUGGCAUACAGUCCAAUGAGUACAGCUACUUCGAUCCUGCUUUGGACGAGGAGGACGGACACCACCAGCAGCAGCAGCAGCAGCGGGAGCAGCAACAGAAAAGAGCCGCCGAAGAGCGCAAACCCCGAAAGUUCUGCGAUGGCGGUGGCGUAUUCUGCACAUUAUAUCGGGCCAUUCAGGGAGACACUGGCAGUGCCGCCGCUGCCACGCCCACAGCAGAGAGACGGGAGGAAGUGGGACCCAUUAGAUAUGAGGGUCCGCCCACACCCUGCCCCGCCAAGGUGGAGUAUGCCACGCCAGUGUUCGCAAAGAACUACCAGGGCGCCUGGCGCUAUGUGGUCCAGAUCCCCUACGAGGGCUACUUCACCCAGACGGUGGAGGUGACGCGCUGCAUCCAGGCCAGGUGCCACUAUCUCGACGGUGGAUGUCUCUCCUCGCCCCGCUGGGUUAGCCUGCUGGUUGCAGAGAUCUUCUACCCGAAUGCGGAGGACACCGUGCCCACCAGCUCAACGACCACCCAGGCGCCCUCGGUGCAGGACUUCCAGGCCUAUCAGCAGUACCUGCAGAAGCGUGCCGGUGUGGCCACCGCCUCCGAUGGCACCUCCUCCACGGGUCCGAAUGGAGCCGGAGCGGGCGUGGCGCCAGCGGAUGCCCACUGCGAUGGGCACGAUGAGCUGGGCUGCUUCCAGGUGCGUCUCUACUACGACUGGUUCUUGAUCCCCGGCUCCUGCAAGUGCUGGCGUCCGGACUACUUUGCCAAAUACGUGCGCCGGAAGUCAGUGGCCGAUUUGUGAGAGCUCCAUGAGAUCUUUAGAUCCUUAGCAUAAGUAUACUCUUUAGCAGCUAAGAGAGAAGGAUCGAGAUGAAGUGCUCAUUCUAGUGAUCCAGGCGAAGGAUCCAUCGGCUUGGAUUGCGUAGAGUCUGCAGUUCGUGACAGAUACCAGAUACAAUUUUAACUUAGGCGAUUAGCUCCCUCUUUGACUGAUUAAGCCAGGCGCAUUGAAUUUCUACUAAUAAAUAAAUAUAUUUCUUCUAAAAUGC